AUGGCAUCCGACGGCGGAAGGUGCGUCGCGCGUCCGCGGUUGCAGCAGUGGUCGUAUUCUUUGUCGUUGCUGUUGGCGCAGCGGUCGUACUACCACGGACGGUUCGUGUUGCGGGCGACUGACCGUCGUGAACGUUACCUUCAUCACACGCGAAAACCCGCGGUACCGUCGUCCCCUUUCGGCCUCCGACGCUCGGUUUGUGUUUUCCGCGAGUGUCUUGAGAAUACCGCGGUCGUGGUCGUCGUCGUCGUCGCCGCCGCCACUGUCGUUAUCGCCGUUGUCGUCACUGCUGCGGUGAUGGCACGCUUCGUAGUCGUUGGUUCCGGCGGCGGCUGCUGA
Molecule: messenger RNA, 339 nt
Organism: Macrosiphum euphorbiae (potato aphid)
Lineage: Eukaryota; Metazoa; Arthropoda; Insecta; Hemiptera; Aphididae
Source: the annotation of a GenBank genome assembly